This is a messenger RNA of Mesorhabditis belari, 969 nucleotides long. Lineage: Eukaryota; Metazoa; Nematoda; Chromadorea; Rhabditida; Rhabditidae. The record is from the annotation of a GenBank genome assembly.
AUGUCGGACGACGAAUCGGCACCACGUGCGUCGAAAGAGGUCAGCAAGGGGAAAACGACGAAGAAAGAGAUCCAACCGAAGACGAGUCGUCGUUUGAGUCGAGGAAAUCGCGUGGACAAUGCGAGAAGUAUUCGACUACAGAAAUCCGCGGCUAAACGAGUUCGUCAAGAUGAACGGAAGAAAGUUCGCGAGAAAUUGGGCGACAAGGCGCCGCCAAAGGAACAACCGAGAACUAUUGAGAGCACGAGGGAGUAUGAUGUGACAAUGGUUGCCGAGGAGGAUGAAGAGGUCGAACACGAUGAGGAACACGACGAGUUCGCCUCGUACUUUCACAAAGAAACGACACCGAAAGUGCUCAUCACGAUGUCUCCGUUUGCCAAAGUGAAGACUUGGAAAUUCUGCUAUGAGUUGCAGAAAUGCAUUCCUGGCGCCGAGAUCUUUUCGCGCAAGAAUGUCGCUUUGAAGAAGGUUGUCAAGCAAGCCACCGAAAAGGAGUACACGGACUUGAUUGUCGUGCAUGAGGACGGGAAAAUGCCGAAUGGAAUCGUCUUUUGCCAUUUACCCGAGGGUCCCACCGCCUACUUUAAGAUUAAUAACUUGACGUUCACAAAGGAUAUCAAGAAAACCGGGGACACGACAGAUCAUUAUCCGGAGGUGAUUCUCAACAACUUCAAUACGAGACUCGGGCAUUCGAUCGCUCGAAUGUUUGCGUGCCUUUUCCCGCACAAUCCGGAAUUUAAGGGGCGGCGUGUGGUCACACUUCACAAUCAACGAGACUACAUUUUCUUCCGGCAUCACAGGUACGAGUUCAAGAAAGAGGGCAAAAAGGCGGCACUGUUGGAGCUGGGACCGCGAUUCACGUUGCGCUUGAAAUGGCUACAAAAGGGAACGUUCGACACGCGAUGCGGAGAGUUCGAAUGGGUGUUGAAGCGCCACGAGAUGGAGACAAGUCGUCGUCGGUUCUUCCUC